CCAGUUCCUCCAACUCGCUGCAGCAUGUAUAACGGAAUCGGACUCACCACUCCUCGUGGAAGUGGAACGAAUGGCUAUGUAGUACGAAACUUGUCGGCCAUCCGCUCGCACCAAAGCGUGCAUGACCGCGCUGGCGCAUGGGACGUGGCGCCGCCCAAGCACAGGGAACCCGACGCGGAGAUUCUGGAGCACGAGCGGAAGCGCAAGGUGGAAGUGAAAUGCCUGGAACUGCAGCUCCAGUUGGAGGACGAAGGGGUGGACGAAGACAAGAUCGAGGAGCAAGUCAGCGAACUUCGAACGAAGCUUCUUGCUGAAGCGGCCUCCUUCACCCAAAAUGCGAAGGCCUUGAAGCCCUCGGACACCCACGGCAUUGCAGCCGCUAAAAAGGAAGAGCUUAGCAAGAUGGCCCGGGCGUUUGGCACCCGCAGCGACUACCACGAAGGAGACGCGUUCGACAGGGAGAAGCAGGAGGAACAGCGCGUGCGUCGGACUGCGGAGAGGGAGGAGCGAGACCGACAGCGGGACGAGGAACGUGCGAAGAUGCUGGCGCAAAAGGAGAAGUGGGAAGCAGAACGCAAGGAGAGAGACCGCCUGCGGAGGCGAGAGGAAGACAGGCGGCGCAAAGAGAGGGAAGAAGGCGCGAAACGCACGGAGAGAAUGCCACCCCCUCCGCUACCCCCUUCCCGCGACCGGGACCGUGGUCGGGACUACGACGAUCGCCGCAGCAGGAGCAGGAGCCCCGUGCGGCGUCGCGACUACUCGCCUGUAGCUCGGGAUGACCAGAGGAGGCGGCCUCGUUCGCCAUCGCCUCGCCGCCGGCCUAUCUCUCGCUCGCCUUCGCCACUUCGUCGCCGUCCUAUUUCACGUUCGCCCUCUCCACCUCGCCGCCGACCCGCUUCCCGGUCACCUUCAUCUCCUCCGGCUCGCGUCAGGCGCCGCUUCGAGUCGCGUUCUCCUGUGCGCUCUCCUCCCCCUCGUUACCGGCGUUCUGGUUCUGUCGAGCCACCGUCGAGAGGUGAGCGGGGUGUAAAGGUUUCCCCCUCCCCGCAUCCCCCUCGCGCCCGGGACAUCGGCCGCAGGGACGACCGUUCCAGGUCUCCUCCGCCACGCUAUGGAAGGGAUCGCCCGUCGCCACGCCGUCGCUCGCCUACGAAGUCGAGGUCCCCGUCGCGGUCGAGGUCACCGGUGAGCCGCGGCAGGUCGGCUACGCGUUCCGUCUCGCCCCCUCCCGCUGGGGAACGAGGCCCCCGUCGUCGUGCUCAGUCGUCGUCCAGUGAUUCUUCGAUGUCUGUUAGCUCUGGAUCGAGCCGCAGCCGGAGCAGGGGUUAGGUGGCUUAUGUAGCCGUGUUUGAAUCUUGCCCUUGGCUCCUUCCGUACUAUGCGUGUACGAUAUGCUCUAGGUUGUACCCGAGCUUGAUAUGUAUUCGCCUCAUGCUUUGUCC
This is a messenger RNA of Trametes versicolor FP-101664 SS1, 1442 nucleotides long. RefSeq names its product cwf21-domain-containing protein. NCBI's taxonomy places the organism in Eukaryota, Fungi, Basidiomycota, Agaricomycetes, Polyporales, Polyporaceae. The record is from RefSeq and is a predicted model, not a curated record. Bases 25 to 1329 code for a protein of 434 amino acids. The transcript is spliced from 3 exons.